AAAAAAAUGAAACUUUUUGACAAAGCGCAUUUUCUUGAUCCCCGGGCUUUUCUUUUUUUAAAAAUCAGUAAGGCCUUCCAUUAUUAUGAGACCCCCUUCCUGGUCGUGGCGGCCCUAAGCUUUUGAUUUUAUAUUUUUGCUUUUAAUAAAUUUGACUUUGUUUAUAUUAUAUUUAUUGUCUAAACAGGGUUAAGUUGACAGGUUCGGGCUGAUUGGGGUGGGGGGUAAGGUGUGCCACUGAAUCCACCGCUGAAUCCACCAAUAAAUCCACAACUGAGCUCCUGUACAAUGAUUUAUUCCUAAUAUUCAAAAGGCUGAUGACAUGACGUCAAGUAAAUCCACAGAUAUUCAAGGUUUGUCUUUAGUGUAAACCCGGGGUUUCUGGUGAAGAUAACAUUAAAUUUACAUUAUAAAUCCAUUUUUAAAUGUCCUUUGUUUUAAAUUGUACAGCCCCAGAGACAGUUUUACAUUGUACCGCCACAGAGACAGUUUUACAUUGUACCGCCACAGAGACAGUUUUACAUUGUACAACCUCAGAGACAGUUUUACAUUGUACCGCCACAGAGACAGUUUUACAUUGUACAGCCACAGAGACAGUUUUACAUUGUACCGCCACAGAGACAGUUUUACAUUGUACAGCCACAGAGACAGUUUUACAUUGUACCGCCACAGAGACAGUUUUACAUUGUACAGCCACGGAGACAGUUUUACAUUGUGCAACCUCAGAGACAGUUAUACAUUAUACAGCCACAGAGACAGUUUUACAUUGUACAGCCCCAGAAACAGUUUAACAUUGUACAGCCUCAGAGACAGUUUUACAUUGUACAACUACAGAGACAGUUUUGCAUAGUACAAUCUCAGAGAAAAAAACCUCAAAGACAUUUCUACAUUGUACAACCUCUGAGACAGGUUUACAGUGUACAACCUCAAAUACAGUUUUGCAUAGUACAACCUCAGAGAAAAAACCCUCAAAGACAUUUCUACAUUGUACAACCUCAGAGACAGGUUUACAGUGUACAACCUCAAAUACAGUUUCGCAUAGUACAAUAUCAGAGAAAAAACCUCAAAGACAGUUCUACAUUCUACAACAUCAGAGACAGGUUUAAAUCUAUGGCUUUGACUUUUUUUUCUUUUUCUUUUUUUUUUUUUUUUUGCAGUGCUCAAAAACGAAUACACCUUCUAGUUUUUAACAAGUAUCUCAGAAAAUGUUUAAAUAAAUUAAAUGUGAUUUCUGUGUUCAUCAGGUUUAAAUCUAUGGCUUUGACUUUUUUUUCUUUUUCUUUUUUUUAUUUUUUUGCAGUGCUCAAAAACGAAUACACCUUCUAGUUUGUAACAAGUAUCUCAGAAAAUGUUUAAAUAAAUUAAAUGUGAUUUCUGUGUUCAAUCUGUGAUAAUUGAGUAUCGAUUACUUCUGAAAAAUGAAUGUAUUUCCUUGUUUGAAUGGUAGAAGGACUCUUUCAAUUACUUUCAAUAAAUAGAAAUUGCUAAAGCAAAUAUCGAUCCUAAGAAAUUAUUUUGUUCCGCCCGUCGAUUGCAAGUUUCAAACAUUCCUUGAAGAUGUACUUUUUCCUGUGGGAAUUUGUAUUUAUUUAUUUCCUUGAUUUAAAAAAAAAAAAUAAGUUUCUUGUUGUUGUUGUUAUCGUUAAUUUGCCUAGAGGCGUAAUAAUUUCAUUUUGCAACGGAGAUCUGUGUUAAGAAUAAUAAGGACGUAAGAAAAAUGUAAUGCUUAAAUUGUAAGAUGACCAAAGUUUUUAAUGAAAGAUAUUUUGACAGUUUGUCAUUAUUUUGAUGCGGAGUUCUUGACUAAUAAACUUUA
Molecule: messenger RNA, 1816 nt
Organism: Lymnaea stagnalis (great pond snail)
Lineage: Eukaryota; Metazoa; Mollusca; Gastropoda; Lymnaeidae
Source: the annotation of a GenBank genome assembly